Cylicocyclus nassatus is the source of this 1068-nucleotide messenger RNA. Lineage: Eukaryota; Metazoa; Nematoda; Chromadorea; Rhabditida; Strongylidae. The record is from the annotation of a GenBank genome assembly.
AUGAUCAAAACAAGAAAGUCCGGAAAAGCUUCUAUUGAUUUGUUCGUAUCUUCUAUAUGUAAUGAAAGAUGCUGUUCCACUAUUUCUGCAGCGUUUAAAUUUUUAGGAAGCCAAGAUGAAAUGAAAUUGGAUGAAGAUAUCAAAAAUGAGGUUCAAGAAAAAACUCUCGAGCCCAUUACGAUCGCGGAUUGGGAACCAUCAAGGAAAGGACCCGCUCUUCCUUCACCUCCAAAGCACAAAAGAAGGCAUGAACUGGAGGAUACAUCAUUGUACUGUUCAGAAGUUCGACGUGAGGACGUCCACCAAAACGCUAUCACCAGGAACAUCAUUCGACUGAAGACUAACUCCUUCGACAAAUCACCACCUCAGGGACUGGAUCCUAACUUGUUGCACUGCAUCUGCCGAACAACGUACAAUCCCAGAAGGAUUUUUUGUGAGUCUUGCAAUCCUGUUGCUUCGACUGCAAACGCGCUGCUGGUAACGAAUACGUUUUCGGAGGCAGUGAACAGCUUCACAGGAGAAAUUUCUUUGUCUUCUUUAGUGAAAUUAGGAAAACUCGUACGCCAAUUCGAAAUCAAUCUUGAAAAUAAGGAACUGCUAGCGACAAAGAUGAAAAAAGUGAAUGCCAUUAAUCUACAGCAAGUCAAAGAUAUGCAAAGCGCUAUCGACCUAAUGAGACCAUCCUCAGACUCAGUUGUGAGGACCCUAGCUGGAAUCGUAAAAGAACAAAGCAAUAUCACAGCUGGACUAAGUCUCAGUACGCAAUUCUCUCCAAUCAGCAAGAACAUGCGGAAGAAUUUCACGAAGUCCUGGAAAUUCAACGAAUUUCCUGCAUUCAAGAAUGCUAACAUGAUCGAGUUAUUCGAGAACUGGACGCAGCCAUCAAGGGCACACAGGAAUGACCAUUCUUUGUUAUUGAUGGAUUUUUAUAGGUUCUAUUUUUUGCAUCUAAGGAGCGACGAAGAGGCUAGGACGAAGAUGUUUGACAAGUUGUCGGAGGCGAGGAUGAAGUUUAAUGGAUUAGCACGAGUGGCUAUAGGAAGAGCUUUGUGGGUUUUCCAAAGAUAG